Daucus carota subsp. sativus is the source of this 2913-nucleotide messenger RNA. RefSeq lists its product as uncharacterized. Gene Ontology annotation, molecular function: DNA helicase activity. The transcript has 3 exons. Gene Ontology annotation, biological process: telomere maintenance; DNA repair. The coding region runs from base 1 to 2913 and encodes 970 amino acids. Lineage: Eukaryota; Viridiplantae; Streptophyta; Magnoliopsida; Apiales; Apiaceae. The record is from RefSeq and is a predicted model, not a curated record.
AUGUAUGUUGUGGAAUUUCAAAAAAGAGGACUUCCACAUGUACACAUGCUGAUUUGGCUUGACGGACCAUCCAAAAAGUUUUUAAAAGAAAAUGUAGACAAAUUUGUAUCUGCUGAAAUUCCGGACCCUGAGCUCGAUCCUGUAGGUUAUGCUGCAGUCAAAGCUUAUAUGAUGCAUGGUCCUUGUGGUUUGCAGAAUCACAAAUCUCCUUGCAUGAAGAAUUUCAAGUGUAUCCGUCAUUUUCCAAAGAAGUACUGUGCUAGAACUGUUUUUGAUGACAGUGGUUUCCCACUAUAUAAGCGGCGGAAGCAGAAUAUUACAGUUCAUGUACACAAGGCUGAUUUGGACAAUCAGUGGGUAGUCCCGUACAAUCGUGAUCUAUUGGUAAAAUACCAAUGUCACAUGAAUAUUGAGAUAUGCUGUCAUGCACGGAGUAUCAAAUAUCUCUUCAAAUAUUGUCUAAAGGGGCACGACACUGCAACUGUUCAAAUCACUGGACAUCGCAAGAGGAAUCAAAAUAAUAGUGCUGACCAGGUGGUUGAUGAGAUCCAAGCAUAUUUUGACGGUAGAUAUGUUUGUGGUUCUGAAGCAGCAUAUAGGAUCUUUGGCUUUCCUAUUCAUCACAGAACUCUUUCUGUCGAGAGACUUUCAUUUCAUUUGCCAGGUCAAAAAAGUUGCACGUUUCGUGCUAAUGAACCUCUCCACAAAGUUCUUGAGCGUGAGAAAAAAAAGCUAAGCAAACUUGAAGCCUUCUUUAUGUUGAACACUGUAGAUGUUGCAGCACGUUGUUACACAUACGAUGAAAUACCACAACAUUAUGUGUGGCACGACACUCUUAGAAUGUGGAGACCGAGGAAAAGAGGCAACCAAAUUGGACGACUUUCGUACACUCAUCACAGUAGCGGUGAAGUUUGGUACUUGCGCAUGCUACUUACAAAGGUUCGAGGACCUACGUCAUUCGAACAUCUCAGAACAGUUAAUGGUGUUGUUUGCCAAACUUUUUGUGAUGCAUGUAAAGAAUAUGGAUUGCUGGAUGAUGACAAAGAAUGGCAUGUUGUCCUGGACCAAUGUGCAGCUGGUGGACUACCCCCACAAAUCCGUCAACUCUUUGUACAUAUCAUAGUUAACUGCAAAGUUACUGAUCUUGCAAGCCUGUGGAAUAAUCACUGGAAACAGAUGGUAGAUGACAUAUUGUUGAAGCGUCGUCUACAAAGUAAAGAUCUGAAACUAAUUCUCAAUGAUAUGCAACUACAAUUAUAUGCGCUUGCAGAAAUUGAUGAUUUACUUCGGGCAAUUGGUAAGAGCUUGAAGACAUAUUCUCAGCUGCCGCAACCUCCAAAUAGUUACUUGCAUCAUGGUACAAACAACCUGAUACUUGAAGAAACCAACUACAACCUGGCAGAAAUGAAGUUGGAACAUGACAAUCUUCUUGCCAACUGCAAUCUAGAGCAGUUGAGUGUUUAUGAAUCAGUGCUAGCAUCAGUUGCGUCUGGUGAAGGUGGCUUAUUCUUUGUAUAUGGCAGUGGUGGUUGCGGGAAAAUGUACAUGUGGAGAACUCUAAUAGCCAAAUUAAGAUCUCAAGGUGACAUUGUUCUUCGAGUGGCAUCCUCUGGGAUUGCUGCCACUCUUUUACCUGGAGGCCGUACAGCUCAUUCUCGCUUCAAGAUUCCAAUUGUGCUUGAUGAAUAUUCGGUUUGCAAUAUUGGCCACAAUUCAGAUAUAGCUGAGCUUAUCAAGCAGACAAAACUCAUUAUAUGGGACGAGGAUCCUAUGCAGCAUAGGUAUGCGUUUGAGUGUUUGGACAGGUCACUUAGGGAUAUUAUGAAGUCUGUUGAUCCAUUACGUGCAGAGUUGCCAUUUGGUGGAAUCACUGUUGUGCUCGGUGGUGAUUUCAGGCAGAUACUACCUGUAAUAACCCAAGGAGACAGAGGUGAAAUAGUAUCUGCCUGCAUCACAAGAUCACGCCUUUGGUCCAUUUGCAAAAUUUUUCUGCUUACAAGUAAUAUGCGCCUUAAUGAAGGAAAGUCUGAGAAGGAAGUCCAAGAACUUCUGGAAUUUGCCAAGUGGGUACUGGAUGCAGGCGAUGGCAAACUGCCUGUUCCAGAUAAGAAUUUACAUCCAGAUGCAAAAGAAGAUGAUAUUUUGAUUCCUCCACAGUUCUGUGACAUUGAGAAACAGAAUUCGGUUGAGAACAUGAUUUCAAGUACCUUUCCUGACUUUCUGCAGCAUUGCCGGGAUCCUAAAUAUUUGAGUCGAAGAGCCAUUUUAACACCUACCAAUCAAACUGUUAGUCAUCUAAAUUCUCUCAUUGUUGACAAGUUGCUUGGUGAAUCUUUGUCUUACUACAGCGUGGAUAGUGCUGAAGAGUUUGGUGGUACAGAGGAAGAUUUAAACCAUGCUUUCCCAAAUGAAUAUCUCAACUCUAUUAACGUUCCAGGAAUGCCACCUCACGAGCUCAAGUUCAAAGUUGGAGUAGUUGUUAUGUUGAAGAGAAAUUUGAACCAGACAUCAGGUCUAUGCAAUGGAACCAGAAUGAUUAUCACAAAAUGUUUGAAGUUUUGUGUUGAGUGCGAAGUUAUAUGUGGUUCAUUUAUUGGUACACGUCAUUUUAUCAUACGAAUGGAGUUAUGUCCAAGUGAUACGAGGAUGCCUUACAAGCUUAUCAGGAAACAAAUGCCUUUGCAGAUUUGCUAUGUUAUGACGAUCAAUAAAUCUCAAGGUCAGUCGCUUGAAAUUGUUGGUUUGUUCCUUCCUAAAGGUGUUUUUACACAUGGCCAGUAUUAUGUAGCCAUUAGUAGGGUUACCUCUCCGCAAGGAUUAAAGAUUUUCGUUGAUGAUGACAGUGGCCAGCCUACAAAUGUCACUCAAAAUGUCGUGUACAAAGAAGUUUUCUACGCUUUACCAAAUGCCUAG